UAGAGUGUGUAUUGCUAUUUGUUGACCUUGCAAGAAAGAUACAUCUUGACCGAUUAUCCAUAUUUUAUUACAGUACCUAACAUUCAAAUCCUUACACUAUGGAGGUACCAAAAACGAUGAAAGUGCUCAUCAAAAACCACGAGAUGGAAUCUUACGAAUACACGGACAUGGAUGUUCCGGAACCGGAAGGGGAUGAGGUGUUGAUCAAAGUGGACGCUGUCUCCAUUUGCGGGUCCGACAUCCCUUUGUACAAGUGGUCGCCAAUGGCGCGCGUCAUCGCUACCGUGCCAUUUAUACCGGGUCACGAGGCGGCGGGGACGGUCGUUAAGUGCGGACCGGAAGCCGAUCUCGAGAUUGGUUCCCGGGUGGGCGUGGAGAAUCACUUUAACUGCGGGGACUGUUUCCAGUGCCGCCAAGAUCAGAGAGAGAUAUGCCAGCACAUGGGCCAGUACGGCCACGGCCGGAAGACUAAGCACGGCGGAUGCUCCGAGUACUCCAUUGUCCCCCAGAAGUACCUAUUCAAGAUCACCAAAGAUCUAAGUGCCGAGGAGAUAACGAUGAUGGAGCCGCUCGGUGUCGCCCAUAAUGGCGUGGAACGGCUGCGGGUGGAGGGGGAAGACGUCCUUGUUGUAGGCUGCGGCCCCAUAGGCCUCCUUGCGCAACGACUCGCCAAGGUCAUGGGGGCAAAACGGGUGAUUGGGGCGGACAUUGAGGACUGGAAGCUACAGCUAGCCAAGGACAUGGGGACGGAUGUAGUCAUCAACACUCGUAACCAGGACAUAAAACAGGUGAUUAUGGAGCUGACGGACUGGACGGGGAUUGGGCGGAUAUGCGAGUGUUCCGGGGUGGCGGCCAUGGUCAACAGUUGCUUCUCCUAUCUCCGGAAGGGUGGUCGCGUCGUCCUAAUUGGUCUUCCGAAACAGCCGCUCACUUUUGAGCAUCCACUUCCGGAUAUUAUGUUCAAGUGCGUCACAAUCAAGACCGUGCACGGCCGCCGGAUGUACCACACGUGGGAGGCGGUCGAGGCGCUCCUAGCGAGCCACCAAGUUGACGUCACCAAGGUGAUCUCACAUCGCUUCCCGAUGUCAAACUUCCGGGAGGCGUUUGAAGUACUCUUCAACGGGACCGCGUGCAAGAUUGUGAUGGAUCCAUCGAAAUAGACUUAUUUUGGCUUUAUCAUUAUCUAGACGGUUUUUUUCAGAAUAAACUGAUGACAGAAUUUAACAUUUAUAGUCGUACCCCGAUGGCUCGAACUCUGAGAGACCAGCGAAAAUACCUCGAACCUCGGGGAAUUCGAGCCAAGCGAGAACUCUCACCUCAGUAGUAGUCUCACCAGUUUUAAGAAAUCGAUCCUUUACAUCCAGUUCGAACAAACAAGGAAAUCGAGCCAAGCGAGUUCGAGCCAACGGAGUCCGACUGUAUGUACAAGUGUAUUUCAGAAUGGUUAGAAUUUCAGUUAAAAACAUGCACAAUGAAGUUUAAAAUAAUAGAAAUAGACUUGUUUGUGUUGUUCUUUUCAUAUUGGCAAAUAAACAUUCAAUUGUA
This is a messenger RNA of Mya arenaria, 1545 nucleotides long. RefSeq names its product L-threonine 3-dehydrogenase-like. The record is from RefSeq and is a predicted model, not a curated record. The coding region runs from base 99 to 1160 and encodes 353 amino acids. Gene Ontology annotation, molecular function: oxidoreductase activity; zinc ion binding. The transcript is spliced from 5 exons. NCBI's taxonomy places the organism in Eukaryota, Metazoa, Mollusca, Bivalvia, Myida, Myidae.